Molecule: messenger RNA, 2127 nt
Organism: Exophiala aquamarina CBS 119918
Lineage: Eukaryota; Fungi; Ascomycota; Eurotiomycetes; Chaetothyriales; Herpotrichiellaceae
Exons: 1
Coding region: 1-2127 (708 amino acids)
Source: RefSeq, a predicted model, not a curated record
AUGGCCGGACAGAUACACGGUGCUGGGACAGAGCCACCAACAGAACACAUGCCAGCCUUGUCGGACUCCCUAUCAGGCAUGGGGCACAAGCCUGGCAAAUGUACAUCUGUUCUCGAUGGCAUCCUCGAUGUCACAUCUGAGCCUCAGAUCACAUGGCCACUACCUAAGGCUCAAGUUCUGACGUUCGACCGUACGGCAACAGGCGCUGAUGAGAUUGAGCCGUUUCCUGAUCUACCAAAUCCGGCAAUCAAUCUCAUUCUCGCCCGGACGACUUUGCUCAUACAGCUCGAUGCCAACAAAUACAAUGGAGCAUAUGCGAAAUUUCGCCCUAGACACCCCUUCGAUUCCAUCCACUCCCGCGUAAGUUCACACACUGGUCACAUCAAGGAACACGAAAACCUAAACCGCUCCAAGGUAAAUCUGGUUAAAGCAUUCAAUGUCAUCAACCAGGUCCGCCAGAAUCGCGCCGUAGGUAACAGGGGACAACCGCUCUCGCAAGGACGUCUUGCUACCAAAGUCGGGGCCAAAUCCGACCAACCUCGAGAUGAACUGCGGAAAGCCCUCAAGAAGCGCGUGGAGCAAGGCAUCAAAGAUGCUUUUGCGUACGAGCGCGAACACGGAUGGGACAUUGUAGUUGAGCCGCAACCCCUAGGUGAGUUCCGCGACUUCCAUGACCCCUACUGGCACAGGCGAAUAACUUCUCCCCUUCACCCCGGCACUGAGUUGACGAGAAACGUCAUCACCGCACUUCUGAUGCUGAAGAAAACCUUUCCUCUCCGAUACUUGACUAUUGAUGUUAACCCCAGUGCUGUUUCACUCGGCCUCAAUGGUCAUCCCAGAACCAAGAGCACUAUCAAUAUCAACGAGUUCAACACGAAUGCGAAGAGGUUCAAGCCCAGUCGCGUCCUUGGUCUCCCAUGUGACUCCUCCGACAGAGAGUGUUGUCGGCCACGGCGGUCUUCGUCGAAUAAGCCUCGCUCGUCAAGCUCCAUAUCUACCACGGCGUCGUCUUUUGCAUCCUUAGACCCCGAUAAAAAGGCUCUCAAGGCCAAAACCGCGACACUUAUGCGCCGUGUUGCCACAAAGCUCACAGUCCGCUGGGCCAGCAAGAAGCACACUGCCGCCUCUCGCCAGCAAUCCACCUCGGGACGCGUUGUCAAAGACGAAUCAGACCCUGACUGCGAGGAUGACGACGACGAGUAUGGCGCCGCUGCUGAGGUCCUCAAGCAGGAAGCGCACAGCAAGGAGAAGGUAAGCGCGUGGUUGACUCUCACCUUUGAUGGUAAGCCAUUCAACGAAAUCGAUGAUGCCUCUGUAGCAGAGCUUGGGCCCAUUGGGCCUCUUGACACGAGUUUGCCGGCGAUACCUGUGCGUUCGACAGAGGAAGCUGUUCUUGCAUCAGCGCCCUAUUCAAGCCAGAGGGUUUUCGCUUCUGGCUCAAGCCUGCAGCCUCAUCAGGAGACCCGGACCACCUCAGUUGCAGGUAAGGCAGACCAUGGAAAAGCACUUCCAGUGUUCUCUCCAAUCUCGACAUUCUCACCCUUUGGCGCCUCCGCAGGCCACGCACCAUCAGAGGAUAGCUCAGAUGAGAAUGCCAGCGCCAAUGGAGACGUUGCAGUCAUGGAGACAGUGACGCUCCGGAAACCCAUCAUCCCAGCUCGCAUGGUGUCCAUCCGCACGAAAUCGAAGCGUGCCCAAAAGGCACUCACCUCCCCAAUCGUCCCAACACGCAGCCCACGAAAGGUUUUCCACCGUGCAUCGAAAACAGGCGAUCUCCGCGACAUGGGCGACGCGGAAACAGACGCAGAAUUCGAGGCUUCUCCAGCCGCAGCAGGGUCCGCGCGUGCUUUCCAUGGCGCCUUCGUUGGCAGGUCGGGAUCGUGUUUGCGUUUGCCCUCCGCGGGUGAUGGUGGUGGUGGUGGUGGUGGUGCUGCUGCUGCUGCUGCUGCUGCUGACGCGACUGGCAGUUUCAAAGGAACGGUGAACGCGAACUUGAGCCUGAGCUUCAGCCAGCGCCAGCGCGAGUUUCUUCAUCGGAAGCACCACCAAGACCAGGCCCCGCGCCAGAGCCUGGGCGCGAAGCUGAGCGGUGGUGGACCUGGUCGUGGUGGCUUGUUCAGAAAGUGA